This is a messenger RNA of Olea europaea var. sylvestris, 1107 nucleotides long. Its product is annotated as zinc finger MYM-type protein 1-like. The coding region runs from base 1 to 1107 and encodes 368 amino acids. The transcript has 3 exons. The record is from RefSeq and is a predicted model, not a curated record. Lineage: Eukaryota; Viridiplantae; Streptophyta; Magnoliopsida; Lamiales; Oleaceae. Gene Ontology annotation, molecular function: protein dimerization activity.
AUGAUAUUGAGGUGUGUAGAUAUUUCGACAAGUCCAGUGAAGAUUGAAGAAUUAUUUUUAGGGUUUUUAUUAGUUGAUGAUACAUCAAGUAAGGAGCUUUUUGAGGAAUUGGUGGAUGCUUUGAAUAAUCUAGAACUUGAUAUUGAUAAUGUAAGGGGUCAAGGCUAUGAUAAUGGUGCUAACAUGAAAGGACAACAUAAAGGAGUUCAAAGUAGACUAUUACAACUAAAUCCUAGAGCAUUCUACAUUCCUUGUGGAUGUCAUAGUCUUAGUCUUGCACUUUGUGAUAUGGCCACUUGUUGUUCAAAAGCUAAAUCUUUCUUUGGGGUGAUGCAACGUAUAUAUACUCUAUUUUCUUCAUCUACUAAACGAUGGAAAGUUUUCAAAAAGAAUGUAACUGGUCUUACCAUUAAGCCUUUGUCACAAACUCGUUGGGAAAGCCAUAUUGAAAGUGUUAGAGCGAUAAGAUUUCAAGCUCCAGUAAGCAAACAAUUGCAAGCAGAAGACUUGCAUAUUGAUGUUGUUAUAGACCAUUUAAAAGGCCACAUUUCAUUUUUCAAAAGUUAUAGAGAAUCUGGUUUUGAAUCGGCCAUGGUUGAUGCUAAAGAGAUUGCAAGUGAAUUAGAAAUUGAACCGAUAUUUCGUGAAAAACGGGUUAUACAUAGAAAAAAACAGUUUGAUGAGAUUUCUUCUGAAGAAAUAACACAAACAGCUGAAGAAUCUUUUAAGAUCAGUUAUUUCAUAUAUAUAGUGGAUCAAGCUCUAUCAUCACUUCAGAAUAGAUUUGAGGAAGCGAUAUCUGCAAACAUUUUUGGAGCAAUUAAUGUAUUGGAUUACAUUAAGAAAAUGAACUGUUGUUAUGCAAAUGCCUGGAUUGCUUAUAGAGUAUUAUUGACUAUUCCUGUCACAGUUGCCUUUGCCGAAAAAAGUUUUUCAAAGUUGAAGUUGAUUAAAUCUUAUCUUCGAUCAUCCAUGUCACAAGAGCGAUUGAAUGGAUUAGCUAUGAUUUCUAUUGAAAAAAAUAUGUUAGACAAACUUGAUGUUAGUAGUUUGAUUACUAAUUUUAUAUCUCAAAAUGUGAGAAGGUUAAAUCUUAUGCUAGCCUAA